CAAUACAAGAAGAAAUUUGUGCUUCCUGGCACUGUUAUUCCAGAACUCAACAAGCCAAAGAAUUUUGAUUCAUUCUUGUUCUCUGGGCUCUACCACCUUGCAGUGUGCAAAAUGAUGGACUUGUCAUCUUUGAUGGGUUUGAGGACCAUAUCUGUACCACUAGUCUCUAUCUUUUUGCUGUUGUAG
Coniophora puteana RWD-64-598 SS2 is the source of this 186-nucleotide messenger RNA. RefSeq lists its product as uncharacterized. The transcript has a single exon. The record is from RefSeq and is a predicted model, not a curated record. The annotation marks the transcript as partial. NCBI's taxonomy places the organism in Eukaryota, Fungi, Basidiomycota, Agaricomycetes, Boletales, Coniophoraceae.